Messenger RNA from Neltuma alba, 645 nucleotides. RefSeq names its product probable fatty acyl-CoA reductase 4. NCBI's taxonomy places the organism in Eukaryota, Viridiplantae, Streptophyta, Magnoliopsida, Fabales, Fabaceae. The transcript has 5 exons. The record is from RefSeq and is a predicted model, not a curated record. The coding region runs from base 1 to 645 and encodes 214 amino acids. Gene Ontology annotation, cellular component: intracellular membrane-bounded organelle. Gene Ontology annotation, biological process: long-chain fatty-acyl-CoA metabolic process; suberin biosynthetic process. Gene Ontology annotation, molecular function: alcohol-forming very long-chain fatty acyl-CoA reductase (NADP+) activity.
AUGGGACGUGCCUUGAAGAAGGUUGCAGAAUUAGACAUUCACGCAGAACUGGGUUUUAUGAAGAAAAGAACGCAACAACUCGAAGAGGAGAAUGCUGAUGCAAAGGCCAUCUCAGCCGCAAUGAAAGAUUAUGGACUUAAGAGGGCAAACUUAUAUGGAUGGCCAAACACUUACGUAUUGACAAAAGCACUGGGAGAAAUGUUUCUGUCACAUCUCAAGGAUCAGAUUCCUCUAGUCAUCAUACGCCCAACCAUGGUGACCAGUACCUACAAAGAACCCUUUCCUGGCUGGAUUGAAGGUUUCAGAACAGUGGAUGCUGUGAUCGGUGGCUAUGCCAAAGGAAAAUUAACUUGCUUUCCGGGUAAUCCUAAGACAAUUUUAGACUUGGGAUUAAAUUUAGCGAACAAAGUGCUUUGCGGAGGCUUCCAAGAUGCUUACAGUGGCAACCACAGGAAAAUCAAAAUGCUGACACGAAUGGCUGAGCUUUACAAACCUUACGUGUUUUUCAAGGCUACCUUCGACGACAGCAACACAGAAAAGCUAAGGAAGGCAACAAAGUGGUGGGAGGGCGUUGGAAGUAUUGAUUGGAGUGAGUACAUGAUGGACGUGCACAUUCCUGGCCUCGUCAAGUAUGCAAUUAAGUAA